AUGGAUCCGUCAGCUUCUUUGCCCUAUAAUGAAUUCAAUGAAGUGCUCACAUUCGGCCAGUACGUGCCAGUCCAGUCUGCUCACCACGACUUCGUCCCCUCAGUUCCCAACAGCUCCAGCGCUCCACAGCUUCGGGUCAAUUUCCAGCAAGGGCCAAAGCACACUGCGUCUUCCUUUGAAAUCGGACAGCUCGAGUCUUACAAUAACGGGCCGAACCAGACACAGGGGACUUUUGCGUUCGUGCCGACGGAAUCCCAGCAUUAUCCACCGCUUCCCACGCCACCGCAAUCAAUAAACAAAGAAACGCCAUCCUUCGAGAACAGCACUCCCCUCCCCGCCGUCGACGCUUUUUACAUUCCUUCGCCGCACCAUCUGCCGGUAGCUGGGUAUUCGCUACUUCAAGCACCCCUCGACGUCGGCAUGGACGGGCUGCUGGACCACAAAGCUCUCCCGAGAGUCCAACCAUCCUCACUAGCAUCACAAUACAAUAAGGAAGCUUUGCAGAAGGUGAAGCGCCGAAAUACGUUUCCCGAACGGUCUGCAAUAGGCAAAGAAAGAGAGGAAUUGAAGCUCCCUCGAAAAAACAGGUGUUGUUUCAUCUGCCAAAAGGUUUUCAACAGGCCUUCAGGGCUCAAGAUUCACAUGUAUAGUCACACGGGCGAGAAACCGUUCAGAUGCCAGUGGAAGAGCUGUGGAAAACCGUUUUCCGUGCGCUCAAACCUGAUCAGACACCACAAAAUACACCUACGGGAACAGGAACAAAGAGAUAAGAACGACCAACGAGGUAACUAA
Ogataea haglerorum is the source of this 792-nucleotide messenger RNA. RefSeq lists its product as uncharacterized. Gene Ontology annotation, biological process: regulation of transcription by RNA polymerase II. NCBI's taxonomy places the organism in Eukaryota, Fungi, Ascomycota, Pichiomycetes, Pichiales, Pichiaceae. The transcript has a single exon. Bases 1 to 792 code for a protein of 263 amino acids. Gene Ontology annotation, molecular function: RNA polymerase II cis-regulatory region sequence-specific DNA binding; DNA-binding transcription factor activity, RNA polymerase II-specific. Gene Ontology annotation, cellular component: nucleus. The record is from RefSeq and is a predicted model, not a curated record.